AUGAAGCGACGGGCAAGGCGACGAAGAUGGAAGAGGAGGCAGAGUAGUGUUUUUAUUGCUAUGUUUUCUGAUGAAACACGAAGAUUAAUCGAGAUUCAAUUUGAAAAAGAACUUCUAAUUUGUCCCCCUUCUCUUUCUGAACGCAUUCUGGGAGAGAACUGUGAGGAUCCCAUUUCCGUUGCAUGGGGUUCUCUCAAGUGUCAUAAUGGAAAGAAACCAAAUCAGGACCGCGUACUCGUGUAUUCGGACAUGGAAAACGAAUACUUUAUUAUUGGGGUAUUUGAUGGCCACGGGAAAGACGGUCACUGUGUUGCUUCCGUCAUUAGGCAAGAGUUCCUUCUUUCUUUUCUUCAAUCGGGUACUUUUCCCCAGAGUGAAGCGUCUCGUGUCAUGCAACACGCUCUAGCUCACGCCGAGCAAAGCCUGAUUCAGAACAAGUCAAUUGACUCAAAGCGCAGCGGCUGCACAGCGAACAUCGCAUUAUUUAGUCUUCAUUCAGAACACCAACUUAGUCUCACAAGUCUUAAUGUUGGUGACUCAGAACUCAUCAUGCUCUCAAAAUCGAACGACUCGACCGACAUUUUAUCCAUUAACCAAACCCACUCUCUAACAGCUGUUGAAGAGCAGCAGCGAAUCGAAAAAUCGGGAGGAUUCGUCUCCGUGUAUCAAAUUGUACCAUACGUUCCUCCAAUCCCCCGUGUGUUUGCAAAUAAGGAAUGUACACGAGGAGGUCUGGCGAUGAGCCGAUCGAUUGGAGAUGAGCUGAUUCAUCGAUACGGAGUGAUUUCGGACCCCACAUUCGAGAUUCUUGAUUUUCAGCAAUCUGCGAAUCAUGACGUGAUUCUUCUGUUUGGAAGUGAUGGAUUUCUAUCGUACAUGGAGAAAAGCGAAAUAGUAGGUUAUUUCAAGAGUGGAGAAGACCUUGGCAAUUGUCUGUCACAUGCUCUGCAGGCUGCCCAGACGCACUUGCUGGAGCUGACGGGGAAGAAAUACGCGGAUGACACAAGCGGAGUUGCUGUUUGUUUGUAUAGCAAGAUUCUCAAGAGGUCGAGAAUAGUUGCCGAAUGA
Molecule: messenger RNA, 1068 nt
Organism: Blastocystis hominis
Lineage: Eukaryota; Bigyra; Opalinata; Blastocystidae
Exons: 3
Coding region: 1-1068 (355 amino acids)
Biological process (GO): protein dephosphorylation
Molecular function (GO): protein serine/threonine phosphatase activity; cation binding
Source: RefSeq, a predicted model, not a curated record